Octodon degus (degu) is the source of this 895-nucleotide messenger RNA. RefSeq names its product ring finger protein 181 (gene Rnf181). Gene Ontology annotation, biological process: protein ubiquitination. Gene Ontology annotation, molecular function: ubiquitin protein ligase activity. Bases 74 to 535 code for a protein of 153 amino acids. The transcript has 5 exons. Gene Ontology annotation, cellular component: cytoplasm. The record is from RefSeq and is a predicted model, not a curated record. NCBI's taxonomy places the organism in Eukaryota, Metazoa, Chordata, Mammalia, Rodentia, Octodontidae.
CAGCUCAUUGGCUAGCGCUGUCAGGCCGCAAUCUAGAGUCGGAGGGCUGGGUCGGUCCGGCAGCCGGGCAGCCAUGGCGUCUUAUUUCGAUGAACACGACUGUGAGCUAUCAGACCAUGAGCACGAGACCGGAUUCAAUAUGCUGCUGCAGCUCGCGAGAUCACUGUCCAACAUGAUGGAUUUUCAAGACCUGGGAUUGGUAGUAGACUGGGAUCACCAGCUGCCUCCCCCCGCCGCCAAAGCUGUGGUUGAGAACCUCCCCAGGACAGUUAUCAGCAGCUCUCAGGCUGACCUCAAGUGUCCCGUGUGUCUUUUGGAAUUUGAGGAGGAGGAGACUGUCAUUGAGAUGCCUUGCCAUCACCUCUUCCACUCCAACUGCAUCCUGCCCUGGCUUAGCAAGACCAAUUCCUGCCCCCUCUGCCGCUAUGAGCUGCCUACUGAUGACGACGCUUACGAGGAGCACAGACGAGAUCAGGCUCGAAAGCAGCAGCAGCAGCACCGGCUGGAGAACCUCCACGGGGCCAUGUACAUGUGAGGCCGGCUCACUCUCACCUCUCGCGCACCUUGCAUCCGUAUUAAAGGUUUCUUUACCCACCCUGACGCUGCAUUGCUCACGGGCAGGAUGGUGCAUCCUCCGCCUGGUCCCUACUACUCCUGGAGGGUAACUGCAGAAGGCAUCAGUCUGCACUUUGCUCACCCUGGCCUGUCUGACUCAGGGCAAUGGGACCCAGCCACUGGACCAGCCAGGACUUAGAUUUGCAUUCCUAGUUGGGAGGCAAACUGUCAGGGCCCAGUAUGCUGUGGCUGUUGAAAGCUGAAAAAGUGGGGCCAGGGAGACAGCUCAGUGGCAUUAAGCGCCUGCCUCGCAUACACAAGGUCCCCAGUUCGAUCCCCC